Messenger RNA from Pelobates fuscus (common spadefoot toad), 2450 nucleotides. It is a transcript of the gene HDX, whose product is annotated as highly divergent homeobox. Lineage: Eukaryota; Metazoa; Chordata; Amphibia; Anura; Pelobatidae. The record is from RefSeq and is a predicted model, not a curated record. The coding region runs from base 144 to 2288 and encodes 714 amino acids. Gene Ontology annotation, biological process: regulation of transcription by RNA polymerase II. Gene Ontology annotation, molecular function: RNA polymerase II cis-regulatory region sequence-specific DNA binding; DNA-binding transcription factor activity, RNA polymerase II-specific. The transcript has 11 exons.
AUCAUGAUUAGAAUUGAUGAUCGGGCUCGCUGAUUUCAUUGUCUGGUCCCGGACCGGAGAGGACCCGGAGCGGCCCUGGUCAUCCCCCACGCCCGGGGAGGGGGAUCUUGGAAUUUUGUCGGCAAAACUAUAAACAUUCUACAAUGGAGGGAACAGUGGCGCCAAACGUUGGAGAAGUAACGUCAACAGGUUCUCAGGGAUACCAGCCAGAGAUGAAUCUUCGUUCUGUUUUUACUGCAGAACAACAGAGAAUAUUGCAGAGAUAUUAUGAAAAUGGUAUGACCAAUCAAAGUAAGAGUUGUUUUCAGCUCAUAUUACAAUGUGCGCAAGAAACCAAGCUGGACUUCAGUGUAGUCCGGACUUGGGUUGGAAACAAAAGGCGAAAAAUGAGCAGUAAAAACUAUACAGAUUCUGGAGCUGCAACACAAGGGUCAUUGUCCAGCUCUCCCUCACGUCCCCCUGAUGGACCCGUCAGGAGUAUACCAAAUGUAAACAGAAGCCAACCUCCUCGGACUUCAAAUAGUGACCUGAUCAUGACCUGUGUCUACAGUCCUAAUAAUUCUUCAGUUCGACAAGGGUCCACACCACAAGCCACAGCUCCCAAGUCUGACGUUUUAAAGCCCGCCUUGCAGAGGCCAACCUCAAGGAGUGACACAGAGUAUUUGAAACUUCAGAGUCCUGUCCAGCGCCAUGCAGUGCCCCUUUCAAAAAGUUCCUUGCAGCAACUUGAUGAUAAAACUGUUAUGCUAUCCCGACAGCCAAGUGUAGCAAAUCCUCCAAACGCCCUGUACACCAAGAAGAACUUUGGUGGUGCUUCUGGUCAAAUACUAGAAAGGACAGCUCCUCAUAAACCAAUGACCUGGACUUUAAAAAGUGUAGCAGAACCUCCGGGUGUCCAAAGGAUACAUAAGCCAGAACAACCAAUUGCAAGCCCAGUUUCACAUGGUUCUGUGCUGCAGCGGAGCAGAGAUUCUUCAUGUGGCUUAAAAAAUCUGGAAAUAAGGGAAGUUUUCUCAUUGGCUGCUUCUGACCACCCUUCCAGGACUCUUGGAGCAUGUGUGGUGGAGAGACCCAGGGUGGUAGAAAGCAAUUGUUUUUCUAUUGCUAUGGAAACAGGAGAUGUUAACGAUGAGUAUGCUCGGGAGGAAGAACUGGCAUCGAUGGGUGCACAAAACCAAGCUUCUUCAAGGUUUAGAGAAAUGAACAAUUCCCCUCACAUGGAGACCAGAAGCACGUUAUCUCCAGUACCAGUAAAGGCAGGAAAUUGUAAGACUCUUCCAGCCAACACAAGAGACUUACCAGAAAAUGUACUGUAUCAGAACAGAGACUACUAUAUGUCACAUAAUACCUCAACACACAACACAACCAGUACACAAUACACGGGUGGUAAUGCCCCAAGGAACAAUAUACAUCCACAUUACACAGUACCCUCUCAACCAAGACUGUCACAGAACCAAAACAACUACCAGAUAUCAGGAAACCUCAGUGUGCCUUGGAUUACUGAGUGCUCUAGAAAAAGAACACUCCAGGACCGCACCCAGUUCAGCGACCGUGACCUGGCGAUAUUGAAAAAGUACUGGGACAACGGAAUGACUAGCCUUGGUUCAGUUUGCCGAGAAAAAAUUGAGGCAGUGGCUCUAGAAUUAAUAGUUGACUGUGAAAUAGUACGGACGUGGAUAGGAAACCGAAGAAGGAAAUACCGAUUGAUGGGGAUUGAGGUCCCACCUCCAAGAGGUGGCCCUGCUUCUUUCUCCGAUCAGCAUGAUUCGGGAUCAGUAUUAACUCCAGGAGAUGAUCCAGUUGCAGAAGUCAUUGAAGAUAAUGAUCGGAAUGAUGACAUUUCCAUUUGCCUCUCAGAGGAAAGCUCCCAAGCAGAUGAAAUGACGGAGACAGGACGGAAUGAUGACAUCAUUAUCAAACAAGACAGUCCAGAUGUUUUCGCUGUUGAGAAUGUGAAGGUAGAAGUGCUCGACGAGGAACUGGAUGAUUCCAUGAACAAAUAUGACAUUGACCAGAUGCGCUCUCUCUUGGAUUACAAGAAUGAAGAAAUGCGAUAUAUGGAGAAUGAACUGGAAACGCUAAAGCAUAAAUAUGCAGAGCUGCAAGCGUUCACAAGGAAUCUAAUCCACGCUGUGAAAACCAACAACAAAGAUCAACAACAGAUUCUUCUCACAGAGCCACCCCAUGAAUUUGAGGACAUGGAUUAUGAUCACACAUCUCCAGAUCCCGACGAUACCUCAUACAGCAUGUCCUCUGUCUCAGAAAAAAACAACCCAGACAGCGUAUAGAAGCAUCACUCAUAUCCCGUGGACUCCACAAAUUGUUCCAAUGUCCUGUGCCACUCUAAUACAUGUUUGUUCUUUGUAAGACAGAAUGACCAACUAAUGGACUAACAAAAUCUUAACUUAUUUUAAGUGAAAAUAGAAUAUAUUUUGCAUCCUCGAAAAAAA